GACAAACUCUCUUCAUUUUGCUCACUGAGACUGGGACUACUCACGUGAGCAAGAAACUUGCUCUGUUUUUCAUUUACCACUGAGCUUCAGCAAUGAUCAUGUUCCAGCCUCACGUAUAUGCUACGGUUUUUAUACUCUCAAUCCUUCAGGCCUUUGCCUUGGACAGCUACAUUGCAGCAGUGUAUGAGCACUCUGUUAUAUUGCCAAAUGUCACUGGGAGACCUGUUUCAUCUGAAGAAGCUUUGACACUAAUGAACAAAAAUAUGGGUGUUUUGGAAGGGGCCAUCAAAGCAGCAGCCCAACAGGGUGCACACAUCAUUGUGACUCCUGAAGAUGGCAUUUAUGGCUGGGUCUUCAAAAGAGACACCAUUUUCCCCUAUCUUGAAGACAUCCCAGAUCCACAAGUAAACUGGAUUCCAUGCACUGACCCUGAAAGAUUUGCUCCUGCGGCAGUGCAGGAAAGGCUCAGCUGCAUGGCAAGAAACAACUCUAUCUAUGUGGUUGCCAAUAUUGGAGACAAGAAGCCGUGUAAUUCCAGUGAUCCCAAGUGCCCCAGCAAUGGACACUACCAAUACAAUACUAAUGUUGUCUUUGACUCAAAAGGGAAAUUAGUGGCACGCUAUCACAAGUAUAAUCUCUUUAUGUCAGAAACUCAGUUUGAUUCCCCCAAGGAGCCAGAGAUUGUCACUUUCAACACAUCUUUUGGAAAGUUCGGCAUUUUCACUUGCUUUGACAUACUUUUUCAUGACCCAGCUGUGACUCUGGUGAGCAAAUUACAUGUGGAUACUGUGCUGUUUCCCACUGCUUGGAUGAAUGUCCUACCACAUUUGACUGCUAUUGAAUUCCACUCCGCCUGGGCUAUGGGGAUGGGUGUCAAUUUACUUGCGGCUGAUACACAUAACACCAGCCUGGCUAUGACAGGGAGUGGUAUCUAUGCACCUGAUGGACCCAGGGCAUUUCAUUACAAUAUGGAAACAGAGGACGGUCACCUCCUGGUUGCGGAACUGAGUUCACUACCUCGUCUUUCUCCCACCUACCCUUCUGCUGUUAACUGGAGCGCGUAUGCCACAAGUGUCAAACAAUUCUCACCAGAUGACCAUAAUUUCAGUGGAGUAAUUUUCUUUGAUAAGUUCACCUUCACUGAACUCACUAAGCCUGAAGGAAAUCGUACAGUUUGCCAGAAAGACCUUUGCUGUCAUUUUAGCUACAGGAUGACAGAGAAGCAAGAAGAUGACGUUUAUGUGCUGGGUGCUUUUGAUGGCCUUCAUGUUGUUGAAGGAGAAUACUAUUUGCAGACAGACUUCAGGAUGAUAUGCACGCUACUGAAGUGUAAAAGCACAGACCUGAAAACCUGUGGGGAGCCAGUGGCUACUGCUCACACCAGGUUUGAAGAGUUCUCUCUCAGCGGUACAUUUGGCACUAGUUACGUCUUCCCAGAAGUCUUGCUCAGUGGGGUUCAGCUGGCGCCUGGCGAAUUUCAGGUAUUAAGUGAUGGACGUUUGAUCAGUCAGAGUGGUACAUCUAAACCAGUUUUAACAGUGACGCUUUUUGGGAGGUGGUAUGAAAAGGACCCACCAUAACCACACUAGAUAUUGUUAUUUCAGAAUAACAAUGUCCCAUAAUGCAUCAUCGACCUAAACAAUAACCUGUGUGUUGUUUCCUGUUAUAAUUGUGCUUUGUUUAGUAAAUAUACAACAGACUAUUUCAUUACUAUCGCAUAUUGCAAAAUAAAUCAGCUGUGACUACUA
This is a messenger RNA of Chelonoidis abingdonii (Abingdon island giant tortoise), 1748 nucleotides long. NCBI's taxonomy places the organism in Eukaryota, Metazoa, Chordata, Testudines, Testudinidae. The record is from RefSeq and is a predicted model, not a curated record.